Molecule: messenger RNA, 804 nt
Organism: Wasmannia auropunctata (little fire ant)
Lineage: Eukaryota; Metazoa; Arthropoda; Insecta; Hymenoptera; Formicidae
Exons: 1
Coding region: 1-804 (267 amino acids)
Source: RefSeq, a predicted model, not a curated record
AUGGCCAGAGGCAAUACCAGUAGAGGACAUUACAGCAGAGACAAUCGCACGCCAACUGUUCGCCACGUGGAUAGCACGCUUUGGAGCUCCGGCAAGAAUUACGACCGACCAGGGACGGCAAUUCGAGGCAGACCUCUUCCGGAGACUCACGCAACUGACAGGAACAAAACAUAUCCACACCACGGCGUACCAUCCGGCAGCCAACGGAUUAGUAAAACGUUUCCACAACUUAAAGCAGCAAUCAAAUUCCACCAGACGGAAGACUGGACGAUAGUACUGCCAGUUGUGUUAAUGGGAAUCCGCGCAGCUUGGAAGGAGGAUCUCAAUGCAACCCCAGCAGAGAUAGUGUUUGGGGAAUCGAUAAGGUUACCAGGCCAGUUUCUCCACGAGCGCGACGACCACAAAUACACACGAACAGACGAUAUCGUUGGAAGGCUUCAGCAGAGAAUCCAGAAAACACGGCCUGUAGUAAAACGCCAUGGCCAAAGGACAACAUUCAUCUUCAAGGAACUGGAGAUCACGCUAAGAGUUUUCGUACGACACGGUCUAGCACUAGGAGCUUUACAGCCACCUUACGAUGAACCAUACGAGGUACUGAGUAGAGGACCCAAAACUUUCAAAGUACAGAUGAAUGGCAAAGCAACACACGUAUCAGUGGACCGAAUCAAACCAGCGUACGUACUACAAAAAAAAGAGAUGGAAACAACUCAAGCAGCAAAAACGAAAACUCCAAAACACGAGGAGGAGUUCAGGACACGAGCGGAGAGAAUCUCCAAACCGCCCGAGAGAUUUCAACUCGGCUAA